GCCGUGGUGCAGUUUCCGUGGCGGUGCGUGGUGUUGCGUGACGUCCGACUGCGGUUGCGGUAGCGCGUGGACGCGUACGGGACGUGCGGCUCCCUGCGUCGUCGCCCGCGCCAGCACCAACCGGGGUGGACGCGAUGUGAGCGCGUCCGAGCGCCUUGCCACGGCCAAGCUGUCCGCGACUGACCGAGAGCAGCCAGCGAGUCGGGCAACCGAGGGAGGUGCGGCUGGCGAUGAGAGCCGCGAGAACCGAUCGCGGCACGUCGGUGAUGAAAUCGGUGUCCGAGGGCGAGCUGGGCGUGGAGGAAGAGGUUAAACCCGCCGAGUCGCGUGGCGCCACGCGGCUCAAGCGCACCUUUACACUGCCGAGAAACCCGUUUCAAAGUGCCAGCAGCAGGAUGUCGCGGCGACGUCCGAAGCAGCAGAGCCACGGGGACUCGAGGGACGCCAACAGCGGCGCGCCGAGCGCCAAGGAGAACACCAACGAGCCCUCUGGCAAGAAGGUCUUCCGCCGGCCCUCCUGGAAGAAGUUUAUCAACAAGAUGGUGCGGCACAUGUCCAACGUCGGCGCCCAGAGCCACAAGUCCGCCUCGAUGGCCCAGCAGCAGCAGCAGCAGCAGCGUUGCAGCGGCGGCGACGACCUCGGCUCGAGCGCGGGCGACAUCCGGGUGCCGCCGCCGCGGCCGGCGCACAUACCGCCCGACCGCGUGCCGGGCGUGAUAGGCCUACGCAACCACGGCAACACGUGCUUCAUGAACGCCGUGCUGCAGUGCCUCUCCCACACCGACAUCCUCGCCGAGUACUUUGUCCUCGACCAGUACAAGGUCGACCUGUCGCGCCGCAACAAGCUCAACUCGAAAAAGUACGGCACCAAGGGCGAGAUCACCGAGCAGCUCGCGCUCCUCCUCAAGGCGAUCUGGAGCUGCCAGUACGACCCGGAGAUGAGCACCGCGUUCAAGAGCGUCGUCGACAAGUACGGCAGCCAGUACCGCGGCAAUCUGCAGCACGACGCCCAGGAGUUCCUGCUCUGGCUCCUCGACAAGGUGCACGAGGACCUCAAUCAGGCGACCAAGAAGAAGUACAAGAUCAUAAAGAACUCAUUCGGCAGACCCGACGACAUCGUCGCCGCGGAGACGCUCGCGAAUCACGUGCGGUGUAACAACUCCUUCGUGCACGCCGUGUUCCAAGCGCAGUUCCGCUCCAGCCUGACCUGUCCGAGAUGCCACCGGCAGUCCAACACCUUCGACCCAUUCCUGUGCGUGUCGGUGCCGGUGCCGCAGAAUCAUCGGCAGAUGAAUCUCUACGUCAACGUCCUCUACACGUCGCAGCAGCCGCGGCAGGUCAAGAUCGGCGUGAGCGUGAAUCAGGCGGCCAACGUGAGGGAGCUCCGGGAGAUCCUGGCCAGCGACACCGGCGUCGACGAGAAUCACAUGCUACUCACCGAGAUCCACGACGAGGGAUUUCACAGAACCUUCUCCGACUGUCAGCCUCUGUCCGUGAUUAUGGAGAACGAUCCACUUUACUGCAUCGAGCUGCCGCAGUUGAAGGAGCCGACGGAGCAAGCGUACAUCUUGUUGGUUUGGAUCAACGUUCUCGUCAAGGGGGAUCUGAGGCAACGUUUCGGCAGCCCGUACACGAUGCAGGUGUCACGCGAAACGUCCUACGAGGAUCUGCAGAAGCUUUUGCUCAAGGAGAUGCACAGCACGUUGGCGGACGACGUUCUCACGACCAGCCAAAGUCCCGGGCUCUUCAAUAUCCGCGUGGCUGAUCCGGCGGCGACGCCGAUCCAGGACGAGCAUCCCUGUAUCGAUCCCUGCGUGGAGCAUCCCCUUUAUACGGAGCAGAUCGAGCAAGCGUUGGCGCUUUGCGCCGACGACUCGGGCCCGCAACACGUCAAGCUGAUCCUCGAGUGGGACGAGGCGACGAAAUGCAAUAUCAUACAGGACGACAGCGACCAGAUCGAGGAGCAUGCCAGCGUGAAGCAGUUGAAAAGCAAUUCCGAACUGGGCGGCGCGGUUACCCUGGAGGAGUGUUUCGAUCUGUACACGCGGGCGGAGAUACUGGGCGCGGAGGACGCGUGGCAUUGUCCCUACUGCAACAAGAAGCAAGAGGUGGUGAAGAAGCUGGGUCUCUGGUCACUACCCGAUAUAUUAGUCAUACACCUCAAGAGAUUUCGUCAGCAGUCUAAGCAACGGUCAACGUCCAAGCUGACUAUGCUGGUGGACUUUCCGCUGUACGGCUUCGACAUGACGCCACACCUCGCUCACAACGGCGUUCAGGCGACGCACAACAACGUAACCAGCUUGGGCGGCCUGGGCUGGUCGCCCUGGAAGAAACCGCGUCCCCGGCAGCACAAUAUCCCCAAGUACGACGAGAACGUGUACGAUCUCUACGCGAUUUGCAAUCAUCACGGGCAGGAUCUGCAGGGCGGGCAUUACACGGCGUUUUGCAGAAAUCCAUACGACACGCAGUGGUACUGCUUCGACGACACGCGCGUCGAGGCGGUCAACGACACGAAUCUCAUCACGAACGCGGCGUACAUGCUCUUCUACCAGCGAAGGGGCCUGUCCAACAACUCGACGGGAAAUUCGUCCGCGGCGUCCACGAGCUCGACCGGUUCCGGCCUGGAUCACUGGGUGUCGAAAAUGCCGCCGUUUUACUUCAACAAUAAGAGCACCAGCGACGUAACCAACAACAAGCAAAGUAAGUCGCAAGAGAUACUGUGCCAGGAGAAGAUUGUCGAAGAGAAGAACAUGACCAACUUCACCAGAGGCUGCGGCAAUUACGCGACUCUGCAGCCGAAGAAGAGGAACGCGGCGACGGAAACCGAUAUCGGGCAGAUCGAUCAUUAUUCGGAUGACGAAGCGCCUUGCAGAAGAGAAUGGGCCUCCCCGAAACCUGUGCGAAAGACUUCAUCCAUCACGCUGACGCCACACAUACCGCCAGCAAUAAUUCAGACUGCUAGCAGUGAUCCAAAUACAACGGUGAUACACGAGUCGACGUUGUAACACACGAUAUAAGCCAGACUGACAAUGAGAGGUCUGGCUCGAGCGAUGCUCAAUGUACAGUGCCUGGUGUGCCGUGAUGUUUGAACGACAUCGAGUGGCGAGAUUAAAGAAAAAAGGAAGAACGCGAACGAAAGACAAUUCCGAUAGAGUAUAUAAAUCCGUUAUUUUUCCAUUACCGAACGGGGGACGAUACGCCGAGAGACGACAGUUCACCAGGUUCCUUCACCUCGAAUUUAUAAACGCUUUCUCACAUGGAUGCCGAAGUGGAUGACGGAUUUCACAUAUUUCGAGCGGUGUGACGGAAAUCUAGCCCCGGACGAUCUUUCGGAUGAUUAAUAGAAAUACGAGGCAUUAGUAAUUUUUGUAAUUGUAAUACCGUGUUUGUAUACAGCUCGCGUGGAUUGUAUUAUAUGAUAGCAGCUAAGAUAGCUUUUUAAAAGGAAGACAAAUCUUAUACUCAGUAUAUGAAGAAUCGCGUAUAUUCUUAAGAGAAGGAGAAGAAACCUCUAGUGUUUAUAUUAUACAGUUAACUACCUUGAAUGCAAUAGGCAACUCUACCUAUGUCCAGAGGAGGGGAGAUAUUUUCGGAGCUAAAAAGGUUUUUAGCGCAGCCGUCUACAAUGUCACAAUGCAAACGUCACUCGCGCCGUGUCAUCUUACAAUGAAAGUAUAUGACAAUAACGAGAAACACAUUUCUGCACUAUCCUGCGUUUAACAAGCACACACAUUUUUCCUUUCUUCACGAUCGAUCGUUUUCUGGACAUACUAGCGUAGCUGAACCGUUGCUUUCAGACUCUAUGCUUAUAACUGUAAUAUUUAUAUUAUACCUGUAUCAUCCACUAGUGGCCUUAUCUAAUUAAUACUGAUACACACGUCACAUUAUUAAGCAUGUUACUCAUACGUAUUACUCACAAGCGUAUUUUAUUUUAGAUAUCGAGACCUUUUUUCCUUUUUUUUCCUUUUUUUUUGUUGCGAGGGGUCACCGAAUCAUAUAACGUUAAUUUCGCAAUAUCCCUGUCUGAAUUUAGGCAUCGUUUAGGAGACACUUAUGAGAGUUAUAGUUGGUAUCACAGCCUACAGUCAAGUUCUUCCAACGACUGUGCGGACACAGCGCUCCGCGAGAAAGGGGGCUUUUCUACAUAUAACGGAGAACAAGUACACACGCGGUUGGUUAUACUUGAAUCUCCCAGUUUUAACAAUCAUUCCAAUCUGGAUGUCGUGUAGAGUGCGAACGUGAGAGCGAGCGUGUGAAAGCGGGAGAAUUUAUAAAUAUAUAUAUGUAUACAUACAAGAUUAUAUAAUGAAUGAAAGAUGUUUAAGUUAUUGUAUUAAUGAACAUUUUAUUACUAGUCACACGUAUCGUGGACACGGGUAGUUGGUAAGGAUGAUUUAGAGUGCAAACGGCAAACUGUGUCACGAGUUACUACCCGCUAUGAUUUUACAAGUUCUGUCAAUCGACUGAGGAUAUAGACACACGUACACGUUACUUUCGUUGAAAUAAAUACAGAAUGUAUAUGUACAUAUAUAUAUGCACACGGGAGAAAUGUGUUUUAUUCCAGGUUUGUUUUUUGUGCACGUUUCAUAUAACUUGGUCGUUUCGAUCUACAGCUCUCGUCGUGCGUUGCAUUUUGUUAUACGUUUACAAAGAGAAAAAGUAGGGAAAGAUAUCGUUGCGUUGGUCCGUAUAUAUGUAUACAUACAUAUGAAUACCGUGUCUUUUUGAAUAUAUUUUGAGGGUUAGCGGUAACUCUCUUGUUGCGAAUUUCUUUACUUAUUGACCAAAUAAAAAGGGGACUUAAAUGACCGAGCUGAUAUCUUACCAACGAUAUGGCAGAAAACGUGAAUAAUUUGGAAAAUAAAUACGAUGAGACA
This is a messenger RNA of Vollenhovia emeryi, 4877 nucleotides long. RefSeq names its product ubiquitin carboxyl-terminal hydrolase 31-like. Lineage: Eukaryota; Metazoa; Arthropoda; Insecta; Hymenoptera; Formicidae. Bases 231 to 3005 code for a protein of 924 amino acids. Gene Ontology annotation, biological process: protein deubiquitination. Gene Ontology annotation, molecular function: cysteine-type deubiquitinase activity. The transcript has 4 exons. The record is from RefSeq and is a predicted model, not a curated record.